AUGAGACUGAUUAUCCGCGACGACGCCACUGCGGCGAGCACCUACGUGGCAAACUACAUUGUCGACCGUAUCAAGGCCUUCAAUCCCAGUGCCGAGAACCCGUUCGUCUUGGGUCUGCCCACAGGCUCCAGCCCUCUGGGCGUCUACAAGAUUCUUGUCGACAAGUUCAAGGCCGGCGAGAUCUCCUUCGAGCAUGUCGUCACCUUCAACAUGGACGAGUACGUGGGCAUUCCUCGCGACCACCCCGAAUCCUACCACUCCUUCAUGUGGAAGCAUUUCUUCUCCCACGUCAACGUGCACCCCUCCAACGUGCACAUCCUGAACGGCAAUGCCGAGAACCUCGAGGCCGAGUGCGUCGCCUACGAAGACUCCAUCAGGGCUGCCGGCGGCAUUGACCUCUUCCUCGCCGGCAUAGGCGAGGACGGCCACGUCGCUUUCAACGAGCCCGGAUCGAGCUUGGCCAGUAGAACCCGUGUCAAGACCCUGGCCUACGACACAAUCCUCGCCAACUCGCGAUUCUUCGGCAAUGACAUCAACAAGGUUCCCCGCAUGGCAUUGACCGUCGGUGUCCAGACCGUCCUCGAGGCCCGCGAGGUCGUCGUCAUCAUUCUCGGCCAGCGCAAGUCUCUGGCUCUGCAGAGAUGCAUCGAGCAGGGUGUCAACCACAUGUGGACUCUGUCCAGCUUGCAGCUGCACCCUCACCCCAUGAUUGUCGUCGAUGAGGAUGCCACCCUCGAGCUCCAGGUCAAGACCGUCAAGUACUUCAAGAGCAUCGAAAAGGUGGCCAGGGAGGCUGGCUUCGAGCAGAUCCUGCCCUCCAAAGUUCGCACCGGGAACGGAAUCGUUCCCCAGACCCGCGUCAAGGAAGUCGACUCUCCCACCAUCCUCGCCCCCCAGCCCACCACUUCACGGCUUCUACGAGCUACGCCCGCGACAGAGUACCCCGUUCGAUCCGUCUCUCCCGAGCUGGUUCCUGAUCGAAUGGCUUCUCGAAUUCCCGAGCCCGCCUUGAACAAGCGGCUGACACCCAAUCCCGAGCAGCAGGCCACUCGGCCACAAAAUGCAAUUAGUGCUUGA
Metarhizium album ARSEF 1941 is the source of this 1077-nucleotide messenger RNA. RefSeq names its product glucosamine-6-phosphate deaminase. The record is from RefSeq and is a predicted model, not a curated record. The transcript has 3 exons. Lineage: Eukaryota; Fungi; Ascomycota; Sordariomycetes; Hypocreales; Clavicipitaceae. Gene Ontology annotation, molecular function: identical protein binding; glucosamine-6-phosphate deaminase activity. Gene Ontology annotation, cellular component: cytoplasm. The coding region runs from base 1 to 1077 and encodes 358 amino acids. Gene Ontology annotation, biological process: N-acetylneuraminate catabolic process; D-glucosamine catabolic process; N-acetylglucosamine catabolic process.